UCCCCUCCCCUUCAUUUCUAUAUACACUGUUUUGAAAUUGUGAGUAUCCAUUUCAUCUUCAGAGGUUGAAGAAGGAAGAGAGAAAUUUGAGAGCCAACAAGAAAUGAAUGGUUCUAUUUCUCUCUGUAUUUUGCUAUCCAUUUUGAUUCUUUCUCCGCCUUCCUCUUCUGCUGGAAUCCUCGAUGAUCCUCGUCUUCCGCCUUCCGAUUUUCCUUCCGCUCAGGCCGAGAAGCUGAUCAGAGAGCUCAAUUUGUUUCCUAAAUCCGAUGCCAAUAUCAUCCAUAGGAAUAUCGAAAAUUCCUCUCUGAUUGCCGCCGGAGCGAAGAAAAUCGUUGAGAGGCAGUUGAGAUUCCCUCUCUUUGAUGAUUCUGGGGUUUCCUUGGAGGAAUUGGGCCAUCGUGCUGGAUAUUACAAGAUCGAGCAUUCUCAUGCUGCGAGGUUGUUCUACUUUUUCUUUGAGUCCCGGAACAGCAAGUCAGAUCCUGUUGUUAUCUGGUUAACUGGAGGCCCAGGAUGCAGUAGUGAAUUGGCUAUGUUUUACGAAAAUGGUCCUUUUAAAAUUACUAAUAACUUGUCUCUUGUUUGGAAUGAAUAUGGUUGGGAUAAGGUAUCAAAUCUUCUGUAUGUAGACCAACCGGUUGGGACUGGUUUUAGCUAUAGUUCUGAUAGACAAGAUAUUCGUCAUGAUGAAAAUGGUGUUAGCAAUGACCUUUAUGACUUUUUACAGGCUUUCUUUGACGAACAUCCUGACCUUGUUGAGAAUGACUUCUUCAUAACCGGAGAAUCUUAUGCUGGGCAUUAUAUUCCUGCUUUGGCUUCUCGGAUUCAUCAGGGAAACAAAGCUAAAGAAGGAACUCAUAUAAACCUUAAAGGAUUUGCUAUUGGCAAUGGGCUUACUGAUCCUGCAAUCCAAUACAAAACUUACCCAGAUUAUGCAUUGGACAUGGGCAUAAUUACGAAGUCUCAACAUCGUCAUAUUAAUUUGUUGGUACCACCAUGUGAACUGGCAAUUGGUGCUUGUGGUACUGAUGGCACACUUUCUUGCAUGGCUUCUUAUUAUGUUUGCAACGCCAUAUUUACCAGCAUUAUGCUCCAUGCCGGUGAUAUGAAUCAUUAUGACAUUAGGAAAAAAUGUGAAGGGAGCCUUUGCUACGACUUCUCAGAUAUGGAGAAAUUCUUGAACCAGCAAUCUGUUAGGGAAGCCCUUGGGGUUGGGGAUAUAGAAUUUGUUUCAUGCAGUCCUACUGUUUAUAGGGCUAUGCUGGUGGACUGGAUGAGGAAUGCCGAAGUGGGUAUACCUGCUCUACUCGAGGAUGGGAUCAAGAUGCUUGUAUAUGCUGGCGAAUAUGAUCUGAUCUGCAAUUGGCUAGGCAAUUCAAGAUGGGUACAUGCAAUGCAAUGGCCCGGUAAGGAGGAGUUCGUGGCUUCUCCUAAGGUCCCCUUCUUGGUUGAUGGUUCAGAAGCAGGAUUGCUUAAAAGACAUGGCCCCCUCAGUUUUCUCAAGGUUCAUGAUGCGGGGCACAUGGUCCCCAUGGAUCAGCCCAGAGCUGCAUUAGAGAUGCUGAAGAGGUGGACUCGGGGCACACUCUAUGAAGAAUCAUCUGAUCCGCAAACCUUGGUCGCGGAUAUGUGAUUCGGGCAAAACCAUACAGCAGUGUCCUAUAGUGAACAUUUGUUAUCCCAAGUAUGUAGAUAUCUCCGUAUCUUUGGGAUAUGUUUAAAUCUUAUGUCCACGCAGUUUUAAUCUUUAUAUGAAAACUGAAUAGCUUUCGAUCUUU
This is a messenger RNA of Cucumis melo (muskmelon), 1778 nucleotides long. Its product is annotated as serine carboxypeptidase-like. The transcript is spliced from 9 exons. The coding region runs from base 104 to 1633 and encodes 509 amino acids. NCBI's taxonomy places the organism in Eukaryota, Viridiplantae, Streptophyta, Magnoliopsida, Cucurbitales, Cucurbitaceae. Gene Ontology annotation, biological process: proteolysis. Gene Ontology annotation, cellular component: vacuole. The record is from RefSeq and is a predicted model, not a curated record. Gene Ontology annotation, molecular function: serine-type carboxypeptidase activity.